Alternaria burnsii is the source of this 3465-nucleotide messenger RNA. RefSeq lists its product as uncharacterized. The coding region runs from base 1 to 3465 and encodes 1154 amino acids. The transcript is spliced from 2 exons. Gene Ontology annotation, biological process: transmembrane transport. Gene Ontology annotation, molecular function: transmembrane transporter activity. Lineage: Eukaryota; Fungi; Ascomycota; Dothideomycetes; Pleosporales; Pleosporaceae. The record is from RefSeq and is a predicted model, not a curated record.
AUGAACCCCUUUCAAGAUGCUGGCCCAUCUCGUCAGGCCAACUUCGAACCUGAGGACCAGAUGUCCGCCACUCCUGGUAGGAAACGUGUUGGUUGGCAUGAAGAACAUCCCGUACGCUCACAACAAUCACCCGACGACACAGGCUCUGGGGGGCAUAACACGCCCCUCGAACGGUCGGAUGUAUCACAUGAUGAUCUCCAGAAGAUCCGUGCCUCGCUACGUCUAGCUCUUGGAGAUGAGCAUUUACCGGAAGAGGUCAUACAGGAACCUAUCGCUGCUCCAAAAGAUGUACAGAAGCCUCGCCCAGCCAUCCGGAAACCAGGUCCCCGAACGCCACCUCCGGAAUUCUAUCUCAACGACCAGCCAAACCCAUUCGACGACAACGCAGCGACCACUGCUUCGGUUGGUCAUGACCUCAAGGAGAGAUCAGGGCUUGCUGCUCAACGCCGCGCAGCGAGACUGUCCAAGUCUGUCGGUACUUACUCCGCUCCAAUAUCGCGGCGCAACUCCAAGGAGAUCGCGUCUCCACCUGUCGAACUCCAGAACCUUUCAAAGCAAUACGAAUCGGUGGGGGAGACCACCGAUGAUGACGAGGACGACCCCAGAUUCAUGAAGCGUGCAUCCAUGAUUCUUCGUCAGCACACGAUACGAGCUGCUAACGGCCAGCCUGCAUUAAGUGCUGAAGACCUGUAUCACACCGAAGCACCGCUCGCGUCAGGCCAGGUGACACCAGACGCUAUGGACGUUGAGGAUGAGCAUGUCGUUCGUCCUACCAAGUACCGAACGGGAGUGUUGGGUACUCUCAUGAAAAUGUCUUCCAAUGCAGCACCACCGCCAUCAUCAUCACGCCGACCCGUUCACCAUCGAACUCUGAGCACUGGCACGUUCAGCGGAGCGUCAACAGCGGCCAACUCCCCGAACCCAUCGCCGCCCGCCUCCGGCUACUCGACCCCACGCGGAGGCCGUCCUUGGUUCCGAAGCCAUCACAACAACCAGUCAGCAACAUCCAUCUCGCAAUUAGUCGGAUCCUCAGCUCACAGCUUUGCUGCACCUGCGCAACAAGAGCUUGGUCAGGAGUUUGAUCAGCAAUACAAGAAGACAGCCCGUCCGGGCAUGGGCAAGCGUUCUAAGUCUGACGAGUCUAUUUUACCUUUCAAGAAGAACAAGAGGAAGGAGGAGGAGAUCAAGAUCAAAAUUCAUCUUGCUGGUACACUUGCGCGUCAGAACUAUCUGCGCAAGCUGUGUAAAGCGCUCAUGAUGUACGGAGCUCCUACUCAUCGACUGGAAGAGUACCUGAACAUGUCGGCUCGUGUCUUGGAGAUCGAAGCACAGUUUCUAUACAUGCCUGGUUGCAUGAUUGUUGCAUUCGACGACUCCUCAGUUCACACCAGUGAGGUUAAACUCGUUCGAACUAGCCAGGGUGUUGAUCUUGGCAAAUUGCGAGAUGUGCACGAGAUCUACAAAGAUGUGGUCCAUGAUAGGAUAGGUGUGGAAGAGGCUACACCUCGACUGGACGCUAUCAUGGUGCGCAAAGAUAAGUUCAACAAGUGGCUUCGGGUGCCGAUGUACGGCUUAGCCUCUGCGACUGUCGGACCUUUCGCGUUCCAAGCUCGAUUUAUCGACCUGCCCUUCUGCUUCCUUCUGGGAUGCCUCAUCGGAUGGCUUCAACUUGUCGUCGCACCUGGAAAUGACCUUAUCAGCAACGUUUUUGAGAUCGGAGCAUCGGUUAUCACUAGUUUUGCUGCGCGCGCUCUUGGAUCCAUCCGGCACGAUGGGAAAGAGAUCUUCUGCUUCAGCGCUAUGGCUCAGUCUAGUAUUGCCCUCAUUCUGCCAGGUUUCAUGGUGCUUUGUGCAUCACUAGAACUGCAGAGCAAGCACAUUGUCGCUGGGUCCGUACGCAUGGUGUAUGCUAUCAUCUAUUCCCUCUUCCUUGGAUUCGGUAUCACGAUUGGUACUGUACUAUAUGGCAUGAUGGACGGCAAUGCAACCUCCCGAACGACGUGCCAUGAGCCAAUGUCAACGAACUUCUACUACCUCUUUGUCCCUGCGUUCGCAAUCUGUCUACAGAUUGUUAAUCAGGCCAAGUACAAACAAAUGCCUUCCAUGACAGUCAUUGCUUUCAUCGGCUGGGUCAUCAACUUCCACAGCUCAAAGUACUUCAAGAGCAAUGCGCAAGUCAGCAACACUCUCGGAGCACUAGGCAUCGGUAUCGCCGCUAACGCUCAUGCGCGUUUUGGUCGUCACAUCGAGAACUGGAGCUUGGACCUGUGGGAGAACAAGAUACGACCCGAGUUGGUCAAGGUGCGCAAGCUGUAUCGUAGGAAGAGCCAUGGACCCAUCCGUACACCUAAAGUCGAGCGAUCAGCUUAUGACCCGACGCACAACAGCAGUGGCCAUACAUCGCGCGCCAGCUCAGUCAGCGACUUUACGCCACACACCAGGAAAAUCGGCUACGGUCUUGCCGCAGCUGCCAUGUUGCCAGCUAUCUUCGUACAAGUUCCGUCAGGAUUGAGUGUCCAAGGUUCUCUGGUAUCAGGUCUGACUUCAGCCGACCAGAUCGUGCGCAACAGCACCGGCAACGCUACAACACUCAGCACUGCCGACGUAGGCAGCAGCACAACCAUCAACUCCAUCGCUCUAGACGUUGGUUUUUCAGUUGUUCAGAUUGCGAUUGGUAUCACUGUAGGCUUGUUCUUGGCCGCGCUCAUCGUAUACCCGUUGGCAAUUGCGAAUACGCCUAGAGCUGAAGCCAAUCGCAUCGGCUUUGUUGCCCCUCAACAUAACUCGCCGACCAAGCUACCCUUCUCGCUCAACGCGCAAUCCAACACGAUGACAGUAACGCAGAUAAUCCGCUUCCAUGCUCACUCAGCUUCCGAAGCCGACGAUCAAGCCAACGCAGCCGUCAAAGCCCUCAAAGGCGCCAAGGCGCCCGAAAACUAUGUCCUAGGAACCCAAAUCCAGGACAAGCGUAACUUACAGUUGAGCUCGGAAUGGCACGACCCCAAAGCCGAAUCCUCAAAGGAAGCAGAAGCGUACCGCGAAACCGUCAUCAAAAGUCUUGGAAACCCGGAGAAGAUGUUCCAUGUCUCAUUCAAAGAUGGACAGUCAGCUUUCGACAACGGCGGCCCUCUAUCCUCACCUUUGGUCGAGUUUGUGCAGAUUUACUUCCCGACCGACAAGGUCACAAAGGAGUUCCGGGAUAAGAUAGAGAAGGACUUCAAGAAGUUCGAUGAUAUCUGCACUCCGGCCGCCAAGGGUAAUGGCGCGGUAACAUAUGGCUGGGUGCUGGAAGAGCAGGAGCACAAGGAUGUGAAGAAGUCCAAAUGCUUCUUUGUGGCGAGAGGAUGGGAGGGUAUGCAGUAUUUUGAGGAUGUAAUCAAGACGGACGAGUACAAAGAGGCUGUGAAGAUCCUGAUGGGAUGGCAGGCGCCGUGGGAUAUGUGGCACGUCAAGAGGGAGUUUUGA